AUGUCAACGCUUCGAGAGAAAUACGAGGAGUCUCGUAGAAGAGCAUAUCGUCCCCGAGAACCCAUCGCUAGGAGGAACAAUUACAAUGAAAUUAAUGGUACUAGAUUUGUACCUAGAGUGAGAAGUCCAAUAUCAUCGACUUCAUUGAAAAGACCAUUGUCCCCCAUAAGAUCAUUGGACACCCUCCCGUUCACUCCAUCGAAAUUGAAAGCUCCUAUAGGUAUCUAUAGACAUACUGGAACCCGUAGAUCGAAAAUUGAUGGAGGUAUUCUACUGAAGAGUAAUCGAUCCAAGAGGCAGAUGCCAGUGUCUGUACUUCAAUCACAGAAAAAGGGAGUAUUACAAAGGUUAGGACAGUUUUUCCUGAGGUUAUGUGGUAAUGAUUCAAUUGGAAAUGAAGAAGAAAUAAAUGAAGGGAUACAAAAGAAAAAAGUUUGGUUUGAAGAUAAAGAUAAGAAUUUAGAAAUUGAACGAGAACAUACAGAAAGGUUAAAGAAAACUUAUGAAGAAGAAUUAAGGAAACUUGAGGAUGAGCUUGACGAGAAGGAAAUGGAAGUAAACACCACAAGAGAACAAUUACGACUCCAAGAAGUGGAACAAGAGAAAAGAGUACAAGAUUUGGAAAGUUCAUUUAUUAGAGAUCAUGAAGCACGACUUGCUGAACAAAGAGAUAAAGAAAAUCAGUUACAACAAGAUCGUCAACGAUUAGAACAAUUAGAGGAGAAAAUCAGGAUUCAACAGAAAGAAUUAAGAGAGAGAACUGAACGUGUAGAGAAAGAAAGAAAAAUACUUAUUGAGCAACAGACAGAUAUUGAAAAUAAACAAAGGAAAUUUCUUGAAUUAGAUCGAAGAAGAUUUGAAAUGUUAAGGAAAAUUAGAAAUGAAAGAAGUAGAGUCAAAUCUAUUGAAAGAGAGAGAGAAAGUGAAAGUGAAAUGUAUAAUGAUUUUGUUACACCAAUACGUUCUAAAAGGCCAGUAUUAUCAGAACUCGAUCCAAGCAAUUCAUUUGCAAAUACUUCAUCUUUUGAAAAGUUCAAAUCAGAUACUAGUAACAUCUUAGUUCGAGAAAAACAUGAAUUGAUAAAAGAGUUUGAAGAAAAUGAAAAUCAAAGAGUUAAAUUUUUCGAAACAGUUACAAAUAUUUCAACUUCAGUUACCGCUAAACAAAGCAACAAUAAUGAUAAAUUAUUAUCUAAUCUUGAGCAAUUAUUGAAAAAUCUAGAUAAGAAUAGUAAAUUACAAUCUAGAACUCAAAACUACAAAUCGAUAGAAACGAAAUUAAAUGAAUAUUUAAUAAUGUUUGAGAAUUCCAAACACUCUAGAAAUGAAAAUAGAACGGCACUCGAAUCAUUGUUUAAUAAAUUAGAGAAAAAUUUGAGUAUUACCUUUGAAAAACGGAAGAAUGGGGUUAAGGAGUUGAAUCAUGAGAUUUUCAAUAUCAACUUAAUGUUAGCUGACCCUGAAACAGCAUCCAGGGUAGUAACGAACGAAUCAUCUACUUGUGUAAGGUUUCUGGCAUAUUAUGAACGGAAGGGGUUACUACUCGGAGAAAUGAUUAAAAUCAACAGGAUAUUAAUAAUGUUGGAAUAUUUAAAUCAAUUGAUAAGGAAAAAAGAAGAUUAUCUAGGAUUGAAAGAUCUAGAAUUGAUAACAACAUCCACGCCAAGAUAUAUGGACGAAGGCUAUGAAAGACCUUUUUCGUUAUCGCCAAUUGACGUCAGUGGUUAUUUUGUAGACAUGCCUUCUACGUGA
[Candida] anglica is the source of this 1752-nucleotide messenger RNA. The record is from the annotation of a GenBank genome assembly. Lineage: Eukaryota; Fungi; Ascomycota; Pichiomycetes; Serinales; Debaryomycetaceae.